This is a messenger RNA of Sardina pilchardus (European sardine), 629 nucleotides long. RefSeq lists its product as uncharacterized. Bases 51 to 629 code for a protein of 192 amino acids. The transcript is spliced from 6 exons. Gene Ontology annotation, biological process: endosome to lysosome transport; protein transport; protein modification process. The record is from RefSeq and is a predicted model, not a curated record. NCBI's taxonomy places the organism in Eukaryota, Metazoa, Chordata, Actinopteri, Clupeiformes, Clupeidae. Gene Ontology annotation, molecular function: ubiquitin binding. Gene Ontology annotation, cellular component: ESCRT I complex.
ACUUGGAUAAACAGCUUUCAACACUACAUAGGAAGAACGCUGAUGUCACCAUGUCCGUAACUUCCACCACACUGAAAAAAAUGUUGCCCAAGAAAUAUCACCAUAAGAAAGAAACUAUUGCUGAAGUUCUUGCUGCCUUGUCUCAAAAUAAGCACCUUGUGCCAGUGAUGGACAAAUUUGUUUUCAAUGAUGGCACCACAAAGACCUUACUGAGCUUGUCUGGAACCAUUCGGAUGUCCUAUGGCGACAAAGGAUACAAUAUUCCUGUAACUUUAUGGCUUGAUGAGAGUUACCCUCGAACUGCCCCUAUCUGCUAUGUGAAGCCCACGUGCGAGAUGAAGAUCCUUCCAGGAAAGCAUGUCAACAGCAACGGGGAGAUACAGCUGCCAUACCUCAAAGAGUGGAGACACACUGUAUGUGACCUGCAUACUUUGAUCCAGGUGCUAUCUCUGACCUUUGGGGAGAGUCCUCCAGUUGGACUCCGUCUUACCAAAGAAGAGUCUCAAUCUAACUGUGCAGCACAGCAGAGACACUCCAAUAUCUAUUCAACUCCAGAGGGUCACUCAUACAUGUUACUGAGACAAGAUGAUGGGCUCUCAAUUCAGAGGGAAGAUGAAACAUGUUGCUAG